UUGGGAUGUCCUCAUUAUGCACGCGCCUGUAAACUGCGUCAUCCCAAGUCAGGACGAUUGUACACAUGCCGACUGUGUUGUGAACAAGAGCGCGAGAUGCCGAUGAAAGAUCAAGAUGAGCCGUUGGAUCGGUACGCAGUGACUGAAGUUAUGUGCAUUAAGUGCACAGCAUUGCAACCAGCCGAAGAUCGCUGCAUUAAUGCUGACUGUGAAUCACGGGGGAGACCCUUUGCGAAGUAUUUCUGCCGCAUUUGCCAUUUGUACGAUGACGGAUCUCGUCCCAUCUUCCACUGCCCGUAUUGCAACACUUGUCGACUCGGGCUUGGGCUCGGUAUAGACUUCCGGCACUGUAUGCGAUGUAAUGCAUGUGUCUCGCUAGCGGACGAUGCUCACCAUUGCAUCCCCCAAAAGCUCCAGGGGAGCUGUCCCAUCUGUCGCGAUACUCUGUUCCAGUCAACUGAGCCUCUUCGUGGGUUGAAAUGCGGUCAUGUCAUGCACCUUUCCUGCUUUACACAAUACCGACGUGGUCAUGCAUACACCUGCCCGUUGUGUAUGCGGUCGAUGGAAGACAUGAAUGACUAUUUUGCGUUGCUCGAUGCUGCCGUUCGAAUGCAGCCCAUGCCGACAGCGUACCUUUCCACGCUGAGUAAUAUUUACUGCCAAGAUUGUGAUAGAACUGGUCAAGUUCAGUACCAUUUCGUCGGACAAAAAUGUCUGGAGUGCGGUUCUUACAAUACGAGAGAAAUGGGGCGUGUUCAUAAUUCUCCGACGAGUACACCACCACCGCAGCCUUGA
Messenger RNA from Phaeodactylum tricornutum CCAP 1055/1, 795 nucleotides. RefSeq names its product zinc finger family protein. Gene Ontology annotation, biological process: protein ubiquitination; ubiquitin-dependent protein catabolic process. The annotation marks the transcript as partial. The record is from RefSeq and is a predicted model, not a curated record. Gene Ontology annotation, molecular function: zinc ion binding; ubiquitin protein ligase activity. NCBI's taxonomy places the organism in Eukaryota, Bacillariophyta, Bacillariophyceae, Surirellales, Neidiaceae. Gene Ontology annotation, cellular component: nucleus. The transcript has a single exon.